This is a messenger RNA of Chelmon rostratus (copperband butterflyfish), 5571 nucleotides long. RefSeq names its product transforming growth factor, beta receptor III (gene tgfbr3). The transcript is spliced from 17 exons. Bases 312 to 2849 code for a protein of 845 amino acids. NCBI's taxonomy places the organism in Eukaryota, Metazoa, Chordata, Actinopteri, Chaetodontiformes, Chaetodontidae. The record is from RefSeq and is a predicted model, not a curated record.
GAAACUGUCCCAAACUCGGUGCGAACGAGCUGUUUGUCCACACUUUGGCAAAGCGUCCGUCCGCUUCGUGCGCAGCAGUUUGACGCAAACACGGGGAUGUUGUGAACGUCCAGCCGGGAGAAGAACCGCCGUGAUAUCCGCACCCACCGGAGCGACUUCAACAAGUUUACUUGGACUUUUUCUGGAGACUCUGCAUGCUGGAGCUUGACGCUGACUUGACUGCUUCAUAGAGAGCGACGCCUUUGUGAAAAGCAGGAGGAAGGCCUGUUUGCUCAUCUUCAUCAUACUGGAAGCUGCAGGAUAAUCAGAAAAUGGCAAGAAGAUCCCUCAUUCCCUCGAUACUUCUUGCUAUGUGCUGCCUGGCAUCUGCAGGGCCAUUGUUUCGCAGCCCAUGUGAGCUGCUGCCAGUGGGGAUGGGACACCCGGUGCAGGCCACGUUGAAGAGCUUCACCGCCCUGUCCGGCUGUGCAAGCAGGGGCACCACCAGCCUCCCUCAGGAGGUCCACAUCAUCAACCUGAGAGGACAUGCUCCAGAGGGACCAGACAGCGCCCCGGCAGAAGUGGAGCUGCAUCUGAAGCCCAUCCAGUCUUUGCUGCGCCACCAGAAGCCCCUGGUCUUCGUGCUCAACUCCCCCCAACCACUGAUCUGGAAGAUCGAGACGGAGAACCUGGCCCCGGGCGUUAAGCGUACCUUUCAUGUAUCUGAGGGCUCAGAGGUCCACUUCCAGGCGGGAAACUUCUCCCUCUCCCGCCAGAUCCAGGAGGAGACCCUUCCCCAUGGCAAUGAGCACCUCCUCAACUGGGCCCAGAAGAAGUACAGGGCAGUCACCUCUUUCUCUGAGCUCAGGAUGACUCAAGACAUCUACAUCAAAGUCGGAGAAGAUCCAGUGUUUUCUGACACCUGCAAGAUUGAUACCAAGUUCCUGUCUCUGAACUACCUGGGCGGCUACAUGGAGCCACAGACUUCAAAGGGUUGUGUCCUCUCUGGACCCGACAAAGACCGAGAAGUCCACAUCAUCGAGCUGCAAGCCCCCAACUCCAGCAGUGCUUUCCAGGUGGACGUCAUCGUGGAGCUGCGGCCUCUGGAGGAUGAUGCCCCUCUGCAUCGUGACGUCGUCUUGCUGCUCAAGUGUGCCAAGUCCGUCAACUGGGUCAUCAAGGCCCACAGUGUGAUCGGCGCGCUGCAUGUAGUGGCCUCUGAUACCGUGAGUGUUAGUUCAAAUAUGGAGAGACUGGUGAAGGUGUCAACGUCCCCCAAGGAGCACUUGCCAUCAGGAUCUCAAGCCUUGAUCAAGUGGGCGGGGGAGCAUGGCUACAGUCCUGUCACGUCUUACACCAGCACUCCUGUGGCUAACCACUUCAAUAUCCGCCUCAGAGAGCCAGAUGUGGUGGAUCCUCUGGAGAGCAUGUUUCCUCCAGAGCUGUCCAUCCUGCGCGACUCCAGUCCUCACCCAGGACCGGGAGUUGCUUUGCGACGCUCCGGUCUGCCCUUUCCCUUCCCUCCAGCCGUGCCUCUGCCCUCCUCCCUCGACGAGCGGCCCUGGGAGAACGACGGCGAGCCCGAGGAGCCGCAGGGCGUUCUGAACGUUGGCCUCAGUGUGCAGUGUGAGGACACGAGGAUGGUGGUCAGCAUCGACAAAGAAAGCCUGCACGCGAAUGGGUUCGCUCAUGCCAACCUCACGCUCCAAGACCCGGCGUGCAGAGCAACGGUCAAUGCCACCCACUACACACUGGAAACUCCUCUGACGGGCUGUCAGACCACCGUAUAUCCCAUGCAGGGUAGCCCAAUGGCCCUCCACAUCAACUCUGUUUUGAUAAAUCAUUCAGAGACUAAGGACGGGAGUGGUGGGCCGCUGGACUAUGAGGAUCUGGAAUCCGGAGACCUGGUGUUCCCGAGGGACCCCGCGGAGUUAGAGAGGACGUUUCCGGAGCCCACAGAGCACCAGUCCGUCAUAGUGUUCAACUGCACGUAUCGAAAGAAGCAGGAGACCUCAGAAACACUUCCCAGGAUUGUACCGGCACCAGGGAGUCAACCGGUCAAAAACAUGACGUUUACCAUGGAGCUGUACAACACGCUGCCGAGGAACGACCCGACACGCCAGGCCUUCUUCACUGUUACACAAAACCAGCAAGUCUUUGUGGAGGUCACAUCAACCGCAUCAAAUCCGGAGCUUGGGUUCACCAUCGUAUCGUGCUUAAUUUCUCCCAACUCCAACCCCAGCAUGGCCUCGGGCUACACUCUCAUCGAGACAUUCUGCCCCACCGACGACUCCGUCAUAUACUAUCCUCAGAGGGACGACUCGGAGAAGAAAAUAUUCAGCUUCACCUUCAACUCGAAGUUCAACAUGUCCCUUCUUUUCCUGCACUGUCAGAUGUCUCUGUGCUCCAAGAGAUCUCAGAGCAGCCACAGACUGCCGUCGAAAGUUGCAGAGAAUAAAUGCUUUUCCGUCAGAGACAUGUGUUGCUUACAGCCCAGUGAGACCUGCGAAUCUCCCUCUGCGGACAAUAUCAUGGCGAUGAUGUUGAACACCAAGAUGUCGACCAAGCCGCUGGUUGUGGUGGAUGGAUCCGGUCAACCAGACAAACCAGCACCUCAAAACCCACAGGAUCCUCCUAAUGAAAGCACACUGUACGUGCUGGACACUCCGACAGUGGUGGGAAUCGCGUUUGCAGCCUUUGUGAUCGGGGCCCUGUUGACCGGAGCCCUGUGGUUCAUCUACUCACACACAGGUGAGCCAGCAGGCACACAGCAGAUCCAGAAGUCCCAGCCGGCCUCAGAGAACAGCAGCGCGGCCCACAGCAUCGGCAGCACUCAGAGCACUCCCUGCUCCAGCAGCAGCACCGCGUAGCCCCGGACGCCACCCUGCGGGACGCCAAGCCCUGCCGUGGCACCGGAAGGGCCCGACGGUUCACAGGGGCCGGUUUGUUGCUCUCCUUCCACGAAAGGAGUUAUUUUGGCGGGUGUGAUAGAGAGGGAAAAAGUAUGAUUCAAAAACACACAUUAACACCUUUGGUCCUUGUGUGAAUUCCUUUUGUGCCACUUCAAGCGUGUGCAGGUGGUGUUAUUGGUCUGUAAUAGUAGUGAGCCCCAGCUUGGCUGCCUCACCUCAUAUCCAGUACAAAGAAACUACAAGAAGCAAAUGUGAGUGUAAACCAGACAUUUCUCUCUAAUCCAAUUGCUGCUUUUUUCUGACCACAGCGCAGCCUUUUGUUCUGACCUUAAAUGGUGCGAUUUAGGCUCUUUGUAACAAACAGACAGCAAGGAAAGCAAUGAGGCUGCAGUGACGUCAGGAAUUAUUACUGAGAUGUUGACUGCUGGACUAUAACACAAUGACAUGCAGGCCUGAGGGUGGCAAAGGAGCAAAACAACCACUAUUAGCAUGCGGACAGAAGUGCAGUAUGAACAAAGUCGUCACCUUGACACAGCGAGGGCGAGAUGAUGGCUUUUCAAAGACAGUGUAGGUAUUGAAUGUAUGCAGAAGAGUAAACGCCAAAAAAUGUGAAAGACAAAUGUGAAAGACGUGCUGACAAAAAGCCACAUUUUGUAACGUCCUCAUUUCACUCCUUCUUCCCUCAUAACGGAUUCAUACACAGGUUGAUAAAAUGAAUGCAUUUCAGUCUCAAUUUCAUUGAUGUUACAGACCUUUACAGGCAUUAUGGCUUCUUCUUUUUUUACUACAACCCUGAUUCUGAAACAGUUGGGACGCUGUGAAAACAAAGACAAAGCAGAAUGUGAUCACUUGCAGGACAAAGACAAUAUAUUUAAUGUUUGAUUUUUGCAAAUAUCGGCUUAUUCUGAAUCUGAUGCAGCAACACGUUUCAGCCAUUCACAAGCGAGGAUGGAGCGAGGUUCGCCACUUUGUGGACACAUGAUUGGAUGAAGGAUGUUACUACGGGAACACUUCAGCUCAACACACAGCUAGUUUGUAAAUGACUACAUCCUGUUUUAUUUAGGUUUUCCACAGCAUCGCAACUUCUUUGUAGUCAGGGUCAUAGUUGUUUUUAAUGGAAUAGUUCAACAUUUUGGCAAAUAAAGUGUAUUCCUCUCUCAAGUCUGUGCGUUAAGUACAGAGCGUCACACUGGAGGUGAUUAGCCUAGCUUAGCAUCAAGACCUGAGGCAGAGGGAAACAGAAAUAAAAUAACAUUUUGCAGAACUGUAGACUGGAAGCAGCAGGAAACAGUCUGCUAGCUAAAAAGCUAAAAAAUACACCCACCUGGACACAGCCAGGCUAGCUUCAUACCCCUGCUUCCAGUUUUUAUGCUAAGCUAGGCUAAUCACCUCUUGGCUCCAGCUCCGUACUUCACGAGCAGACAUCAGAGUGCUAUCACGUUUUCCAAAAUGUCAAACUGUUCAUUAAGACCUGUAUAUUUGUGUGAAUAUUGUAAAUACUCUAAAAUGUUACGAGGUCGAUUGUGUGUUUUUGUGCUUCUGCGUUAGAAUUUACCAGCGUGAGUUUAAACCGUUUCAAAAAGGAUAAAAGAAGAAUCAGAAUGUGGAACGGUAGCUUCAGUUUAGAGUAUGAUUUAAGAACAUGAAUACAAAAUCAUGUUUUAUUAUAGCUGACAUAGCUUGGAUCUGUUCCUUUACACCAGGGCUGCCACUGAAGACAGUUCAUCAUUGAUUUAUUGAUUACUUUUACAGUUAAUCGUUUAAUUAUUUAGUCUAAAAUGUCAGAAAACAGUCAAAUCUGACCAAAAAAAAAUUAUAUAAAACAGAGAAAAGCAGCAAAUCCUCAUUUCUAACAAACAUUUUCCCAUCAUAAAUGACUUAAAAGUUGAUUAUUGACGAGUGGAUUAUUGGGCUAAUGUUUCAGUACGUCUUUACACAUUCAGCUGAUUGUCCUCUUGUCAGACGGAGCCCGAGGGGGAGCGGAGUUGUCACACUUUAAAGCCAAAUGUACAGUUUAUGCAUUGUUUGUAUCCCAGCUCUUUUGUAUAAUCUCGGCACUGACAGCGUGUUGAAUAAGCUGUAGCUGAAGCUCGUUGUUAUGGACGUUUAUUCUCAUGUUCUCUUUAAACUGCAACACCACAGCUGCCCCACCGUCUCAGAACAAUAUGAAUGUGAGCUGUCGUGCCUUCCUUCAACCCGUACCUGUCUUCAUCAGACUGUGUGGGGGGGGGCCUCCCUGUAAACCAUAGCAAGGAAAACAGAAUGUAUAUUAUCUCAAAGCUUUUGAUUUUUUUUCUUAUGUAAACAUGUAUAAAGCUUUCUACAGAGGGAACAGAGUAUAUAUAUAUAUAUAUAUAUAUAUUUGUGUAUAGAAUUAUAUUUUGGAAUAUAUUUACCAAGAGAAAUUUAUUGUCUUCUAUGUGUGUAAGUACUGUGAAUUGUGGAUGUGCUCAUAUAACACACGUUUGUGGGGGAUUCAUUCAUAAAAGCCUCAUCACACGUUUUAUGACACUUCAGAUUUUUAAUCCAAAAUGAUUCGGCUUGCUUUUUAUGAUGUUUCAGUGAUCUGAACAGGUGAAAAAUCUGCAUUUCCUAACAAAAUGUUUAAAAUAGGUCCAUUCUAAAAAAAAAAAAAAAAAAAUCCAGAUGUUGAUAUGAAAGAAGUUUGCCACAGUCCUGA